GGCUGGAUGGUCUUCAAAGUGGGGUGGGUGGUGAAGCUAUAGCCGUCGCGACGUCACAAUUGUCCGCGGUGAUGGCCGAGUCUGGCCGUGAGGAAAGCGGUUGGAACGGCACGGGUCAUGGAAUCCGAGGUUCGGGCUCGAGCCCGGCCUCAAGCCGCCACGAGAAGAGUCUCGGGCUCCUUACCACACGAUUCGUGUCGUUGCUGCAGGAGGCCAAGGACGGUGUGCUGGACCUCAAGCAGGCUGCUGACACACUUGCAGUGAGACAGAAAAGAAGAAUCUAUGAUAUCACCAAUGUAUUGGAAGGAAUUGGAUUAAUCGAAAAGAAAUCAAAAAAUAGUAUCCAGUGGAAGGGUGUUGGUCCAGGAUGCAACACUAAAGAAAUCCUAGAUCGAUUGAGGUACCUAAAGGCAGAGAUUGAAGAACUGGAAAUGAAGGAGAAAGAACUUGAUCAACAGAAGAUAUGGCUACAGCAAAGUAUUGAAAAUAUAACUGACAAUACACACAAUAAUAGAUAUCCUUUCUAGUUACAGAAAAUAGUG
Molecule: messenger RNA, 542 nt
Organism: Chiloscyllium plagiosum (whitespotted bambooshark)
Lineage: Eukaryota; Metazoa; Chordata; Chondrichthyes; Orectolobiformes; Hemiscylliidae
Source: RefSeq, a predicted model, not a curated record